Molecule: messenger RNA, 318 nt
Organism: Mesorhabditis belari
Lineage: Eukaryota; Metazoa; Nematoda; Chromadorea; Rhabditida; Rhabditidae
Source: the annotation of a GenBank genome assembly
AUGGAUUCGAAUAUCGAAAAGACAAAGCACUUAAAUGCGGUGUACUUAGGUGUUCAAAGACGAAAUGUUGUGACCGAGCCCAUUAAAACAAAGCAACCGGUACAAGGUUUCUACGUUUCGACAUUUGCAAUGCGUACACAUCUUGAAAUGAAAAAGCAAUCAAAGUCUUCUGAACCGGUUGGGGAAAACAGCAAUUAUUGCAGAAUACCAUUUGGUCCAGCGAUGGGACAUUCGCUUCCGCACCUGCAGGAUUCAAACAAGUCUUCAUUAUUGGCAUCGAGCAUGAACAUAUGUUUUUUCCGUGCGUGUAUGCAUUUU